Eufriesea mexicana is the source of this 643-nucleotide messenger RNA. RefSeq lists its product as uncharacterized. The record is from RefSeq and is a predicted model, not a curated record. The coding region runs from base 1 to 636 and encodes 211 amino acids. NCBI's taxonomy places the organism in Eukaryota, Metazoa, Arthropoda, Insecta, Hymenoptera, Apidae. The transcript is spliced from 5 exons.
AUGGAAAGAUUAAUCAUUUUUAAUGAAGCAAAUUCCAAAACGAUAAAGAUUUUUAGUUAUGGCAUUGCUGGUAUAAGCUUAGCAGUUGCAUGUUAUAAAACCAAACCUUUUACUAAAUUCAGAAAACCAUUCAGUAUACCAUCUCAUUUUUUACAACAAAAACUUCAAGGUACUGUAAGAUGUAUAGAACCUGGUUCUGAUACACUUUUAAUGGUUGAUCAUAAGCCAUUAAUACCUUUACCUCGAUUAAGUAAUACAAAAUAUUUACCAAUUAAAAUAGCCAAUCUUGAUAUUACAACCAAUGGUAUUAGUUGGUUGAAAACGAUCGUUAAUGGGAAAGAAAUAACUUUUAUACCUUUAGCUAUAGAAAAAAACUAUGUAACUUGUAUUAUAUCUAUGCAACAAAAUAAGGAAUGUAUAAAAGUUGGUGAAGAAUUGACAAAACUUGGUUUUGCUAUAGUAACAAAAGAGUCUUUAAAAUUAACAGUAAAGGAUAAAGAUAUCUUAAAUUAUCAUACUUAUUUAUUGAAAGCACAACAAUGGGCACAAUAUAGAAGAAAUGGACAUUGGCAUUUUGUUAGAAAUCCUACUCUUUUAUGGAAAAUUAAAUAUUUAAGUGAAAAAAUAUUUAAGUGAUGUCAGA